UUACUUCAACAGCGCACUCCGGACGGCUUUCAGUUUUUGCGAGCCAGGGCGCAAUGUUCUAGCGAAUGCAGCAAUGCCGACCUGCACCCUGCGUGCACGUUCGUAUUUGCAUUCUCAUAUUCUGCGGCCUGCAACAAGACUUGCUGGAGAGCAAAGAAAACGUAUGAACUAGGGUGUGAGCUACUCACGUUACCGCUGUAGUUUGUUGUCUUGUACAUGUGGCAAGGUUGUUUUCUCCAAGUGCUGGAUAGGCUGCGGAGAUUGGCACAUUUUGCUGAACGCACCAUGGCGAGCGAAUUUCUGCGUGUGAGCCUUCUUUUCCUGGUGUUGGGAACCCAAUCACUCAUGGUUCUCUACAAUGUCCUUCCUAAGUGGGAGAUUGUGGAGAACAGGUUUGGAGACUUUGGAAAGGGAACCACUGAAUACGGACUGUGGCAGAUGUGCCUGUCGGGCUUCAACAGCGGUGACGAUGACUUCAGUGAGCCGUUCGUAGGCCGGAAGGUCUGUUACAACUAUUUCGUCACCUUCCCAUUCAAGAACAUACCGAGCGCACUGUGUGCUGCUCAGGCGUUCAGCCUCUUGGCUCUGGUUCUGGUGGUGAUGGGAGCAGUCAUGAGCAUGGUGGUGGAGUGUGAAACAUCUUCAUCGCGCACACUGCUCAAGACACCGCGCAUAGUGUUCUUUGCUGCAGCUGUAUGCACUGCACUGACGUGCGCAUGCUUCAUGUCCAUACCUCGCGGGUCUCUCAAGUCGCACGUGGGACACUACCACACUAGCUUUCGUCUUGCUUGGGCGGAUGUAGCAGUGGGCAUACUCCUGGCCAUUGUUGCCCACUUCCAUCACACAUCUCUGCUCAAGGACAGGCCUAUUAAACCGGACAAGAAACUGCUGGUAAUUGACAACCGGAACGGAGUCUAAGACAAUGUACGCAAUGCACUUGCGCAUAACUACCAUGCUAAAUGCAUCUAUGCGUCUAAUAUUCAGUCUACCUACAAAUUCUUUUGAAUCCUAGAUCCGCACAGUUAGCUAUCAUCAUCUUUUCUGUCAUCACUCGGCAACGCAACUCUAAGCGCAGUAGAGCAUGUCCCUGUGUAUAUGUAUGCCUGUGUACUUUCCUGUUUUCUGCACAGCGAUGAUGUAGAACUGAUAAAAACGCCAUGCGACCCUAACUGUUAUCUCACAAGCAGUUCUGCUUCUGUUUUGUCAACUCCUUACUUUGCACUUCGUCCUGGAACAAUUCGUGUACGUUUUCUCAUAAGAUGGUAAACAAAAACAACGAUAACAGUGAAAAAUACUGUAAA
Molecule: messenger RNA, 1301 nt
Organism: Sycon ciliatum
Lineage: Eukaryota; Metazoa; Porifera; Calcarea; Leucosolenida; Sycettidae
Exons: 5
Coding region: 217-918 (233 amino acids)
Source: RefSeq, a predicted model, not a curated record